AGUGUCGCAAACAACCUUCCGAAAAAAGAGAAAGGGAAAAAGAAAUCCAGUAAAGCAGAAGUAGUAGUACUACCAGUGCAGCAUCAUCAUUGUCAGGUGGUGGUGUCUCACCCACAACUCCUCAUUUUCUGAUGCUCACUCUCUUCUCAGCUUCAUAAUUCGCAUCCUCCCGUUUACUGGUUUCUCUGCCAUUACAUUUGCAACCCUACCAAUCGCCAAAACCCCCUGCCUCUUUCUCCGCAUUUCUCUUUCUUUGAAGUGGGUUGCAGAAUCAGGUAUUACUUCUCCUGCUCAGUCUGUUCUUUCGAGUUUUAUUCUGCUGGGAGGAAUCAUUGUCAAGAAAUGUGAGAAUGAAGCCUUGGGUAACCCAGAAGUGGCUUGUUCUUUUUGUUAUUUUGUUUGACAUAGAGGCUGUUUGAACGAAGAAUGGCUGGAACAAAGGGGUUGCUCUUAAUAUACCUUGUUUAUGUUUGUUGUUUUAAGUCGAUGGUUUGCAGUUCUUUUAGUCCCCUAGACGGCUUUUUUAUUGAUUGUGGAGGUAAUAGAACCCUAAAACUUGAAGAUGGCCGGGUUUUUGAACCCGAUUAUGGUAAUGCUGAUGUGGGCUUUUCUCCAACUUCCCACGUUGUGGUUUUGGAGACUGACAUGGACUCAUCGAAUGAGUCAAAUGACUUGGGCGUUUACAAUUCAGCUAGGGUUUUUACAGUAGCUUCCAACUAUACGUUUAGCACUAAGGAGAUUGGCCACCAUUGGCUGCGAUUGCAUUUUUACCCUGUUGAGAAUCCUCAUUAUAAUUUGACAAAUGCAGUUUUUUCUGUUGUUAGUGAUGGAAUUAGAUUGCUUCAUGAGUUUUCUUAUUCAAAAUUUGGCAAAAGCUCUCGUCUUCUUAAAGAAUAUAUAAUUGAUGUUGGGGCUUCGAGUUUGAAGGACUUGGUGUUAACAUUGUCCCCGGUGAAUGGUUCAGUUGCCUUCAUCAAUGGAAUAGAGGUGGUAUCUGUGCCUAAUGGUCUGUUUGGUUCCAAAGUUAUCCCUGUUCCUCUGGGUACUGCAGUUGACAUGCCUACCAAUGUGGCUUUCGAGAUGGCUUAUAGAAUUAACAUGGGAGGUCCUCUUCUGACUCCCAAAAAUGACACAUUAUGGAGAACAUGGGAACCAGAUAAACCAUAUCUGGCUAAUCCUGCUGCAGCCCAUAAUGUUUCUGCCAAUCCGGGUGUAAUUGAAUACUCUGCUGGUGUACUAGCUGAAGCUGCUCCUAAGUGGGUUUAUGCUACUGCCCAAGAAAUGGCAAACGCGAAUGUCACUGAUCAGAAAUUUAACAUUUCAUGGUUUUUUGAAGUUGAUCAAAACUUCACCUAUCUUGUAAGGUUUCACUUCUGUGACAUUGUCAGUGUAGCUCCUCAUAGUUUGAUUUUCAAUGUGUACAUCAACAACCAAUCUGCUCUAAACUCCUUUGAUAUCUCAACCAAAACAAUGGAGUUAUCGGCUGCUUAUUUCAUUGAUUUUUUAGUUAAUGCUUCAGUGGGUUCAAACCAGAUGCUGGUCCAAAUAGGCCCUUCUGUUUUAAGGAAUUUCCCACCAAAUGCAAUCUUGAAUGGUUUGGAGAUUAUUAAAAUAAGCAAUCCUAGUGACAGUCUAGAUGGUGAUUUCCAUGCCAUUUCCAUUUAUCCCAAGAGCCUAAAGAUUAAAAAAUGGAUGCCACUAGCAAUCUUGUCCUGCUUAGGAAGUUUUGCUCUUCUGUUAAUUUGCUUAGCUGUUUUCUUCCUGUGUUUGCAUCGUUCAAAGAAGCCAAAGCAUCAGCCUUCAGCUUGGUUGUCACUUCCAACUCAAAUAGGAGUUUCUGAAACCAAGAUUUCGACUGGUAGUUUUGCUUCGACAGCACAAUCACUUGGAUUAGGCCGUAUCCUAGCUUUCUUGGAGAUUCGUGAAGCAACAAAUAAUUUUGAUGAGAGCUUGGUGUUGGGUGUUGGUGGAUUUGGUAAGGUCUACAGAGGAGUGCUGGAUAAUGGGGUUGUGGUCGCUGUAAAACGUGGGAAUCCACGAUCCCAGCAAGGGCUAACUGAAUUCAAGACAGAAAUUGAGAUGCUCUCAAAGCUUCGGCACAGGCAUCUGGUUUCUCUUAUAGGUUAUUGUGGGGAACUUAAUGAGAUGAUCCUUGUUUAUGAGUUCAUGGCCAGUGGACCUCUCCGAAAACAUUUGUACGACUCAAAUCUUCCCCCACUCACUUGGAAACAACGCCUUGAGAUUUGUAUUGGAGCUGCAAAAGGAUUGCACUACCUUCACACUGGUGCAGCUGAGAGUAUCAUCCACCGUGAUGUCAAAACAACCAACAUCCUGCUUGAUGAAAAUCUCAAUGCCAAAGUGGCAGAUUUUGGAUUGUCUAAGUCAGGCCCUACUCUGGAGCAAACUCAUGUGAGUACUGCUGUGAAGGGAAGUUUUGGUUAUCUUGAUCCAGAGUACUUUCGCAGGCAGCAACUCACCGAGAAAUCAGAUGUAUAUUCAUUUGGAGUAGUACUGAUGGAGGUUUUGUGUGCUCGACCGGCUAUAAAUCCAGCUCUCCCAAGAGAACAGGUUAAUUUAGCAGAAUGGGCAAUGUGCUGGCAGAAAAGGGGCCGAUUGGAUCAGAUAAUGGAUCCCCAUCUUAUGGGAUCUGCUAAUGUUGAAUCCCUUCGAAAAUUUGGUGAAACAGCGGAGAAAUGUUUGGCUGAACAAGGAGUUGAAAGGCCAACCAUGGGAGAUGUUCUCUGGAAUUUGGAGUAUGCUCUUCAGCUGCAAGAGACUUCAAUACAAACUGUUGCUGAUGAGAAUAGUGCAAAUUAUAUUCCAGAUAUUCCAGACUGGAGCCCCCAGAUUGAACCAGCUGAUGGUGAUGAUGCCGGUACCAUUAGCAACAAAGAAUCUGAUGCAGCAACAAGUUCGUUGUUUUCACAGUUGAUGGAUCCAAAAGGGAGAUAGCUCUGUAGAGGCAAACGUUGAUCAUUUGUUUUGUUGUAUCUUUCCUGGCUAAUCCUAUUACAAAGGAAGGGGUUACAAGGGUUUGUAUCACAGUGGCAGUCAAUUAUUUCUUGUCACUGCCACUGGGCUAAAUUGUAAGAGAUCUUGCAUGCAAUAGCAUCAUUACUUCCAGAUUAAGUGCAAGUGAAAGUUCUGAAGA
Messenger RNA from Malania oleifera, 3151 nucleotides. Its product is annotated as receptor-like protein kinase THESEUS 1. The record is from RefSeq and is a predicted model, not a curated record. Gene Ontology annotation, cellular component: plasma membrane; plasmodesma. The transcript has a single exon. NCBI's taxonomy places the organism in Eukaryota, Viridiplantae, Streptophyta, Magnoliopsida, Santalales, Ximeniaceae. The coding region runs from base 427 to 2952 and encodes 841 amino acids. Gene Ontology annotation, biological process: protein autophosphorylation. Gene Ontology annotation, molecular function: transmembrane receptor protein tyrosine kinase activity; ATP binding.